UGCCGGCCGGUGCUGCGGGGCGCGUCCCGGCGGCGGGGGCGGGAGCGGGAGCGGCGGGGCCGGUGCGUGCCGAGCCGCCCCCCCUGCUGCCCGGCCUGCUGUUGACAAGCGGCGGCGGGAGGCAGCGCGGUGCUGGCCGGCCGGCCCCAUGUGGCGGACGCUGGCCAUCGCCUCCGCCUUCUUCCCGGGGCUCUUUGCCUUCUGCAUCCGGGCGCUGCGGUGGGCCGCCCCGGGAUGGAGCCUCAAGGACCGCAUCCUCCUCAGCGGCAGGUUGGUGUCGACGGUCCAAGCCACGAUGGCCACAGUGUCAGGGAUCAUGGUUGUCCUCAACUGCAAGGAUGUGGUGCAUGACAGGCACUGGCUGGCCGUGGAGUACAUCUGGGUCCUCGUUCCCUACAUGACCUAUGACAUUUACGUCAUGUACCUCUGCCACUGGCACAAGAGCCAGGACAGGGGAGUUGUGGAGAAGAAGCACUCGCUGGCCAGCGUGUGGAGCUUCCUCCUGCAGGAACGCCUGAUGGUGACCCAUCACCUCUUCAUCCUCAUCGUGCUCACCCCCAUCACCCAGCACUUCAGGGGAGAGCUGGGGGACUUCUUUGUGGGCUGCAUCUUCAUAGCAGAGCUGAGCACGCCUUUUGUAUCACUGGGCAAAAUCCUCAUGCAGCUCAAAAUGCAGGACACGCUCCUGCACAAGGUGAACGGGAUCCUCAUCCUGGUGACCUUCUUCCUCUGCCGUAUUCUCCUCUUCCCCUUCAUGUACGCGGCCUAUGCCAGGCAGGUGGGAAUCCCCAUUUACAUGGUGCCUUUCCGCAUCCCCCUGCACUGCAACAUCGCCAAUGCCUCCCUCAUCGCCCCCCAGCUCUACUGGUUCAGGCUCAUCUGCCACAAAGCCGCCCGACUCUACGGCCGCUCGCCCGCUGACAAAAGCAGAUAACGGCUGGCAGUGGCAGCCCAGUGCGGGGGCUGGAGAAAGGUCAGUCCUCCCCCAGCUCUUCCACCUUCACUGCUAGUGCUGCGGGGACCAGCAUGGGAGCAGAGCGGUGGAUGCAGCGAUACCGCCGGGCUGUCGUAGCUGGAAGCAGCCUCGCAGUCUCCACCGCCGUGCCAGGCAGCACCAGCCUGGGCUAGGAAGGCUUUCUUCCCACGCCACUCCAGUGCCUUGCGUCCUCCCACCCAUGGGAGCCGGGGUAGGAACCGGCCCAUAAACACGACAUUCCUUCUGGGAUUCAAUGCUGCAGCACCCAACUAAAGGUUACACGAGAGGGGUUUGUUACAACCCCCCCGCGCCACAUCUUUCAGGGCUGACACCAGACACCGGCACAGCGCGGUGUGAAGAAGCCUGGAGCCAGCAGGAGAGGUGAUGCUGCAGCGUGCCCAGCUCCAUCCGGCACCGCCGGGAACAGGGAAGCCGUGUGCUGGACCUGCCGCAGCCCCAGCUUGCUCCUCCGGCUCUGGUUCAGCCUCCAGCUGAGAGCAGAGGGUUCUGCAGAGCCCAUUCCUGACCUUCACCAACCUCGCCUCUGCACUACAGCCGCAUUCAGACUCUUACCUCCCACGUGCACCUCCUGCUGCUGCUGGGCGCAAUUUAAGACUCCACUUAACUCAAAGGUGCUCUCUACUACAACUAUCUGGUGUUUGUGGCUGACAGUCCAGGGUCAGGGGGCCUCCAGCAUUCCCAGCAGGGCUGGAGGGGAGGGAAGCUCACAGCCGGACAGAGGGAUGGUCAUGCUGCCUUGGAGCAAUGCUGGCAGGGCAGAGCAUCCAUGGCUGAAGGGCAGCAAACUGCCAAGUCCUCAUCUCACCAACACACAGGGGACUCUGCAGAGCCCUUCGCUGGCAGGGGAUGUUACCUUCCACCCGCCUCUCCUAACUGCAGUUGCUUUUAUCCGCCCUGCAUUCCCCCGGCAGGUAUUUAAAAUAGUCUGGCACAUCCUGCCCUGCUCUCCCUCCAGCCAGCACCAGCAGCACCCCACGGGUACCGGUACAGCCCGAGCUCUGGUCACUGUGGUCCAUUCCUCCCGCCCCAUCCCACUCCCCCACGGGGUGAGGUCUGCCAGGGAGGGAGCUGGGUGAGUGUAGGAGGAGCCAGCAAUCCCAGAGCAGGGCACCAAGCUGUGUCCUUCACCAGUUCAGCCCAUUUCCACCUCCAGUUGCAGCAAAAAGGGUGCAGGCUUCCUGGCUUGCCCUGCACCACGGCAUUCACGAGCCUUGCGGGUGCAUGCAAGCCAGGCAGCAAGUUCAGUUCCUUCUCUGCAGCCAGCACAAGCCAGGGCAGCCACCCCCUCCCUGCAGCCUCCCAUGCUUGCCCUGCGGGGGCGGAUGGGUGGGGUGGGGGGGGGUGUCCCCUGCUCCAGAGCAGGUCACCACACCAGCACAGCCCUGGCAGCCCCCUGACCCUGAGACCUGUGGCCCCUCUGUGCCUUUCAUUCUGUCUAAAAACAACGGUUGCGCUCUGGGAGACCUGGUUCUUUGGGGUGUUGGAUCUUGGCCCAGCCACGGCUGUAUUCUAGAAAGAGCAAAACAAACGGCCUCUUCCAACACGUGGUCGGUUAUUGCAGAAACACUACAGUUACAUUAACGAUCGAGACCAGCUGAUGUUAUAAACCGCUUGCAACCUGUUACAGAUGUUUAUAUAUCUUGCUGUUUUCAUUGCAAAUAAUGUGCCUUAUGUAAGGACCAAAAAAAAAAAAAAAGCCAAUGAGGCAUCUCCGUUUGCACUAACACUGCCCUGUUUACUGUCAGGAGACCAAUAAAGAUUUCCUUUCUGAGUCACACCAC
Falco peregrinus (peregrine falcon) is the source of this 2778-nucleotide messenger RNA. It is a transcript of the gene TLCD3A, whose product is annotated as TLC domain containing 3A. The transcript is spliced from 5 exons. The record is from RefSeq and is a predicted model, not a curated record. Gene Ontology annotation, cellular component: membrane; endoplasmic reticulum. Gene Ontology annotation, biological process: lipid homeostasis. The coding region runs from base 149 to 934 and encodes 261 amino acids. Lineage: Eukaryota; Metazoa; Chordata; Aves; Falconiformes; Falconidae.